GUUCGAUUCAGUGCUGAGGUCGGCGAAUGCACUGUGGCUGGAAGCGCCUUCGGCAUGUCUUAAGCUUGAACAUCAUCAUCACCGCUACUGGUCUGCUGCAGCACCUUACGAGAAUGCCUUCACAAAGACGACGUUCAUAUUCUAGGGAUGGGACUCGGACGCCCCCAAGCGAGCGCGACCGUUCGCGCUCGCGCUCACCAGAGCGCAGAGUGACACUUCCGGCUGGUGCCUCGCCCAUCUCAGAGUCAGACUACUUCCUCAAGAACGACGAGUUUCGACAAUGGUUGAAAGACGAGAAGAAGAAGUACAUGGACGAAUUGUCCAGUGACAGGGCGCGAAAGUACUUCCGCAAGUUCGUAAAGGCGUGGAACAGGGGGAAGCUGCCCAGGCAUCUUUACAGUGGCGUAGACGUGCCCUCCGCCAGCAGUCAGACAGCAUACCGCUGGUCAUUCGCCUCCAAAGCAUCUGGCUCCGACACCGCCGCUCUCCGUGCUGCUCGAAAUGAAGUGGGCUCUGCAACACAUGGUCGCGCAUCCACCGCAGGUGGAAGUGGUCGCAUACAAGGCCCGACGCUGCCGACAGCAUCGGAUAUGACCCUAGCACGCGAAGCUGCGGAUGAAUCCCGAACUGCAGAGCGCGACUACCAGCGAAAACGCGAGCGGAAACAGACGAAGGAGCGGGUUGAGGAAAUCGUCGGACCCAAACCUGUCGGAAGGGAGGGUAUGCUCGAGAAGAAGCGCGCACAGAGGGAGAACGACCGCGCCUUCCGCGAAGGCGGGGAUGAGGGUCUGGAGGUCGAUGAAUCCACCAUCAUGGGAGGCGGAAGCAGCUUCAAAGACGAGCUCGCCCGGCGAGAUGCCGCGCGGCGGAGAUUCGAGGAGAAGCGCCAUGGGGGGAAGGAGGAACGGGUGUCUGCUGCGCGGGAGCGAGCAGACGUCAUACGGCAGAAGGACAAGGCGACGAUGGACAUGUUCAUGCAGAUGGCGAAGGAGAAAUUCGGCUAAGUCGUUUCCGUCAGUUCUCUUCCUGCGGUAUGGCCCGUCUCCGCGUGUCAUGUGCUGCCACUGCCUCGUAACCUCACGUAUGCCCAUGUGAAUGACAUUGGUUUCACUGCGAA
Messenger RNA from Rhodofomes roseus, 1117 nucleotides. RefSeq lists its product as uncharacterized. Bases 27 to 1004 code for a protein of 325 amino acids. Lineage: Eukaryota; Fungi; Basidiomycota; Agaricomycetes; Polyporales; Fomitopsidaceae. The transcript is spliced from 5 exons. The record is from RefSeq and is a predicted model, not a curated record.